This is a messenger RNA of Micropterus dolomieu (smallmouth bass), 4317 nucleotides long. It is a transcript of the gene prdm15, whose product is annotated as PR domain containing 15. Gene Ontology annotation, biological process: regulation of transcription by RNA polymerase II; cell fate commitment. Gene Ontology annotation, molecular function: RNA polymerase II cis-regulatory region sequence-specific DNA binding; histone deacetylase binding; DNA-binding transcription factor activity. Bases 374 to 3754 code for a protein of 1126 amino acids. The transcript is spliced from 24 exons. Gene Ontology annotation, cellular component: nucleus; cytoplasm. NCBI's taxonomy places the organism in Eukaryota, Metazoa, Chordata, Actinopteri, Centrarchiformes, Centrarchidae. The record is from RefSeq and is a predicted model, not a curated record.
UCCCAUAAAUGUGCACCAAUUUCACUCAAAAUGGCGACGCAGGGUUGUAGUCGAGCUGCAGCUGGUGCGGUCGCCUCGCUCGGGGCUCUCUUGCGCCGCCUCCUCCGCUGACUGCUUGGCGUUGAAGAGCAUCGACUCCGGUUUGGUGGCUUGAGUCUCCGGUCCAUCCGCCAUGCCGACUGUUCUUUGUUACAUUUUGCUGAAGAGGGGCCGCUCAGAUCGGAGUUAAAACCCGGCUAGAGUUUGGGAACGACUCAAAUCCUGGAUCCCUUCUCCUGCCCGGACUGCAUAUGUUAAUAAUGCCUGCUCCAACUGUAUCGCUUAAACCAGUUAAUGUAGUCAUAAUAACGCCGCUGUGUAGCCAGGAGGUCUGAUGCAUUCCUAUGCGUCCCACGUUAAACGCGUUGGCGUAAUGGCUGAGCAGACGCCAGAUGAGUUCAUCUGGUGUGAGGACUGUGGCCAGUACCAUGACUCUGAGUGUCCUGAGCUGGGACCGCUGGUGACCGUCCCGGACUCCUUUGUCCUCAGCCGGGCCCGGUCGUCUUUGCCAAACAGCUUGGAGAUCAGACAUGUGGCUGACGGGGAGGAGGGCGUGUUCGUUCUGCGCCGGCUGGUCAAGAGGACCCGUUUUGGGCCCUUUGAAGCUAAAAGGGUCCCCCAUCUGGAGAAGGAAGGAGCGUUCCCUCUGAAGAUCUUCCAGAAGGAUGGCGUGGUGGUGUGUUUUGACUCCAGCAGCGAGGAAGACUGCAACUGGAUGAUGCUGGUACGACCUGCCACUGACCACAAACACCAGAAUCUGACGGCCUACCAGCAGGACGAUGGCGUGUACUUCAACACCUCCCAGGAUGUGCUGCCAGGAACAGAGCUGAGGGUCUGGUACGGAGCUUUCUAUGCCAAGAAGAUGGAGAAGUCCACACUUAAGCCUCCACUUGAGCCACCGCCACCUCCAUCAGAGACCUCAGAGAAAACUGGCGCGCCCAUGCCCCCAGUGGCUGAAGAACACAAUGCAGGCAAUAUGCUGAGUCACCUCGAUGAGGUGAAGACGGCAACGGUGCUCCCAGUCAACCCGCACCUGCCCCAGGACGAGAGUCCGGUCGGCCCCAACGAAGAGGAGCGUGACCCCCUGGCAGCUCGACCGGGCCCCAAGAGAGGGCAGGGCCGAGGGAGGAGAGCUAAGGGACGCAGGCCUGGAGCUACGGCAACAGCGAGCAAAAACAAAGAAGUGAAGCCCCCGGUGCAGAGCUCAGAGCCGGUGGCCUCCGACGCGGCGGAGGUGGCGUCAGCAGCGGAGAGCAGCAGCAGCCUGCUGAGCGCGCCAGACAGCGGGGCUGUCCUGAAGAGACACAAAGCCAGAGAGCACAAGAGGGUGUACCGCUGCUCCCUCUGCAACAAGGUCUUCCAGAACAGCAGCAACCUCAACAGACACAUCCGAUCUCACGGUGAUAAGCUGUUCAAAUGUGAUGAAUGUGACAAGUUGUUCAGCCGCAAGGAGAGUCUAAAGCAGCACAUCUCUUAUAAGCACAGCAAGAACGUACCUGACCACGAGUACAAAUAUAAAUGCAACACGUGUGAGAAAUCCUUUCGCCUGGAAAAUGCCUUAAAGUUCCAUAACUGCCGGACAGACGACAAGACGUUCCAGUGCGAUAUCUGCUCGCGGUUCUUCUCAACCAACAGCAACCUUUCCAAGCACAAGAAGAAGCACGGCGAGAAGCUCUACUCCUGUGAGAUCUGCAACAAGAUGUUCUACCGCAAAGACGUUAUGCAGGAGCACCACAGGAGGCACGGUGUGGGACCAAAGCACAUGAAAAGAGAGGAGCUGGAGGCCAAUGGAGAAGAAGGGACCAAGUACAGGAAGGAGCCGUCCCCCUGUCCCAUCUGCGGCAAGGUGUUCUCCUGUAGGAGUAACAUGAACAAGCACCUGUUGACUCACGGCGACAAGAAGUACACCUGUGAGAUCUGCGCUCGCAAGUUCUUCCGCGUGGACGUCCUCCGAGAUCACAUUCACGUUCACUUCAAGGACAUUGCCUUAAUGGAUGAGCAGGAGAGAGAGGGCUUCAUCAAGAAGAUCGGCAUUUCAGCGGGCGACAGCGACGAGUCGGACGACGAUGAAGAGGAAGAUGGUCCUGAGCACCACAAGUAUAACUGCAAGAAAUGUCAACUGUCAUUUGCAAAGGGCCGAGAGUACCUGAAGCACAUCAUGGAGCAGCACAAGGAGAGAGGCUACGGCUGCGGGAUCUGUAACCGACGCUUCGCGCUGAAGGCCACGUACAAUGCUCACCUGGUCAUCCACAGAGAGCAGCUGCCCGACCCUGCGGUGCAGAAGUACAUCCAUCCAUGUGAAAUUUGUGGCCGAAUCUUCAAUAGUAUUGGGAACCUGGAACGGCACAAGAUCAUCCACACUGGGGUAAAGAGCCACAGCUGUGACAAGUGUAACAAAUCAUUUGCGAGGAAGGACAUGUUGAAGGAGCACCUCAGGGUCCACGAUGACAUCCGAGACUUCCUGUGUGCAGAAUGCGGCAAAGGCAUGAAGACCAAGCACGCUCUGAGGCACCACAUGAAGCUUCACAAGGGCAUCAAAGAGUACGAGUGUAAAGCGUGCAAUCGCAAGUUUGCCCAAAAGGUCAACAUGCUGAAACACUACAAGAGACAUACGGGUAUUAAGGACUUCAUGUGUGAGCUGUGUGGAAAGACGUUCAGUGAGAGGACGACUCUAGAAACACACAAGCUCAUCCACACAGUGGGUAAGACGUGGACAUGUGCAACGUGCGAUAAGAAGUACCUGACGGAGUACAUGCUGCAGAAGCAUGUGCACCUGACCCACGAGAAGGUGGAGGCCCAGUCGUGUCACCUCUGUGGGACCAAGGUGUCCACGCGGGCUUCCAUGAACCGGCAUCUGCGACGCAAACACCCCGAGGUGGUGUCUGUAAGAAUCGAUGAGUUUGAUGACUUUCAGGAAACCUCGAUGAUUCAUGAUUCGUCUAUCAGCAUCGGGCAGCCCACUUUGUCUCUGGAAAAAGACGCAGCGCAUCCGGAGAGGCCGAGCCGACCUUCCAGACACCCCAAGAAGAAGCAGAGAGUUCAGGCUGAGCCGGAGCUUUCUGAGUCCGACGAAUAUGUUGAUUUCCCCGAGGCGAGGCACGAGCCCAUGGCGGAAUUCAACACCGUCAUCGUCGGUGAGGAGACCGAGACGAGCUCAGCUGUGCAGAGUAUCCAGCAGGUGGUGGUCCUGGCCGACUCCAGCGUUCCAUCGGUCUCUUCACCCAACAGCUCAGUGGGACUGACCAACAUCACCGUCACGCCCAUCACCAGCCACGCCCCCGCCCAGUUCACCAGCCUGCAGCCCGUAGCCGUGGGCCACCUGACAGCCAGCGACCGGCCGCUCACCCUGGACAACUCCAUCCUCACCGUCACCUUCGACACCGUCAGCGGCUCCGCCAUGCUCCACAACCGGCCAGCCGAACUCGUCCCAGAGACGGUGGGCCCUGGCGGAGGCGCAGCGCCCCAGUCAGUCGCCCACUUCAUCAACGUCACCACUCUGGUCAACCCCAUGGGCCACCAGCUGGAGGCCCCGACUCUGGCUUGGAGGCCUGUACCGGCAGCUGAGGCAAGCCAGGUCACCGCCAUGGCGGAGGGGGCUCAGGGGGAGAGUCAGGAGGCCCAGAAUCAAGGCCCCGAGCCAGGCCGGCCCAACCAGAGCCAGCCGCCCACGCCGCAGCAGCAGAGCAGCUCCGGACAGCAGAUGUUCAGCUACUAGAGCAGAGACUGGAGGUGCUGGUCACCUCACAUUGUUAUAUAUUAGAGUAGAUUUUAUCAAGCUGUACAAAGCUUUGAUCACUGUCACCCAGAUGCCUCUCCAGCCCAAUGGAAGUGAAUGAAAUUGUAAUGAUUUUUCUUUUUUUAUACGGACAAAGCAAAGUAGCUGUUCAUUUUUACCAUAAUAUUUAAAAAGAAAAGCAAAAUGGUACAUUUAGCCAAAAUCACUGACACUCCUCUGGAAGAUUUACAUUUCAAACCAAAGCAAUGUUGAAUAUUCAAAUGCCUUACCAGCCUUUUAAAAACAUGCAUGUUUUCAAGAUAAAUGGCACUGGCCAAAUGUAAUAUGAAAAUGUACCAACCUGAAAAAGAAGACCUAUUCGGUGCAGUCUGCAGUUUUAAGAGAAAGCACUUCUGCCAGGUUAUGUGAUAAGUAAUGGUUGGCUCACUCCUGAAAUGUUAUUUUUGAAUGCUGUAAACUGUAAUUAUUGUUGGACUAUCUUGGGGGGAAAGAAAUACUGGAGUUUUUGUACUGUUAUUUUUAAACACAAUACCUCUUUGAAA